ACUAAAUACAUCAAUAAGCUCGAGGUAUUCAUUCAGUGCAAAUUAAGACUUGCCCGAAAAGGAAACAACCCAAAUGUCGUUGCAUAUCCCAGCAAAGCCCCCUUCUCGCUCAUUCAGCGGCAAGGUGGCAAUCGUUACAGGUGCCGGCUGUGUCGGAGAUGGCAUUGGAAAUGGCCGUGCGAUCUCCAUUAUGCUGGCUGACGAGGGUUGCAAUGUGAUUUGCUUGGACAUGGAUUUGGCAUGGGCCGCAAAGACUGCCGAUAUGGCCAACUCCGAGACAGGGCGUGGAACAGCAAUCCCCUUCCAAGGAGACGUCACGUCGGCAUCCGACUGCGAAGGGGUGGUUAACCUUGCGCUGUCGAAGUUUGGGCGCCUGGAUGUUCUUGUCAACAAUGUCGGAAUCGCUGGCGCAUCGGGCACCGCGGUGGAAGUGGAUAUGGAGCACUGGGCCAAGAGUCUGGAAGUCAACGUUUCGAGCAUGGUGUUAAUGUCGAAGUAUGCGAUUCCUGCCAUGAGCCGCAACGAAGGGGAAGUCAAAGGGUCCAUUGUGAACAUGGGAAGUGUGGCUGGACUCAAAGGAGGGACGCCGCAUUUACUCUACCCGACUUCCAAAGGGGCCGUGGUCAACAUGACCAGGGCUAUGGCUGCACAUCACGCCAAGGACGGCAUCCGCGUCAACUGCGUUUGUCCCGGGAUGCUUUACACACCAAUGAUGUACGCGGGGGGGAUGACCGAGGAAGCGAGGGCGGCGAGGAAGGCGAGGAGUUUACUAGGCACUGAAGGUACGGGUUGGGACUGUGCUUGCGCGGUUACAUUCUUGGCUGGGAAUCAUGCGAGGUGGAUUACGGGGGCAAUCCUGCCUGUUGAUGCAGGGACGACGGCAGCUGUUGGGAUUGGAAUGCCAGCCAGCGCAAGCGUGAAUGGGUGAAGCAUCUGGAGAGUUUUAGUUCAGAGUAAUAAAUUG
Molecule: messenger RNA, 964 nt
Organism: Ilyonectria robusta
Lineage: Eukaryota; Fungi; Ascomycota; Sordariomycetes; Hypocreales; Nectriaceae
Product: 2-(S)-hydroxypropyl-CoM dehydrogenase
Exons: 2
Coding region: 74-928 (284 amino acids)
Molecular function (GO): oxidoreductase activity
Source: RefSeq, a predicted model, not a curated record